AACCCAUAAGCUUUCAUAAACCGUAUUAACUAACCAACCCAAGCCGACACAAUUUAUUCGGUGCCGAAAGAUUACGUGACAAUGAAGACGAUCACGAUUAUACUUGAUUAUGCACGAUUACGCGACGUUAAAUAUACAAUUUGGUAGUCAACUCGCGUACGAAAAGUAUAGUAAGACUUCUUCUUCCCUUGCAUUUGACUCCGAUCGAUCGAGCUAUAAAACGGACUGGAACUCAACUCGAACCAUCAAUCGAUCUUCAACUACAAACCUUUCGAGUUUCAACGAAGAACUACUCCGCCAACCAAUAAUCAACAUGAAGUGCUUCGUCGCUAUCGCCCUUUUCGCUAUGAUCGCAAUUGCCUUCGCCGAAGAUACGAAACCGGUUGAAGCAGAGUCGAUCGAGCCUUCUAAUGCAAACAACAACCCAUUAGAAGCAGAAGCGGCUAGAAACAAACGUGGAGUAUUAAUCGGUGCUGCGUACACUGCACCAAUUGCAUACACAGCUCCGGUUGCUUAUACCUCAGCAGCAGCGUACGCCUACCCUUACGCAUACACAGCUGCAUAUUCGAGCUACCCCUAUUAUGCAGCUGGCUACAGCGCACCCUACAUCGUGGCCUAGAUAAUAAUGACGACGACGACGACGACGACGAUGACCUACCAGCAGCAGCUUUUACCUGACGCCAACAUCAACGUUUCUGCUGUUGCUGCUUAUACUGCUACUCUUAAAGGUUUUUUUUUUCUUUUUUUCUCUUCUACCUUUUUCUUUGGUUCUCAUCCACCAAGCAAGCAAGCAAGCAAGCAAGCAAGCAAACAAAUAAGAACUAAAAUAUUCGUCCAUUCGCCAUGUCAAAAAGGGAAUCUAUUCUAACGAAAAUUGUAAAAAUUGUAAAAAAAAAAAAAAAAAAGAAGAAAAAACUAAGGUUGGAUUAGUACGCACAAUUCAAGAGAAUUUGAGCUUUCUUUUAAGCUCUCUCUUUCUCUCUUGAUAUCUCUUGAU
Molecule: messenger RNA, 997 nt
Organism: Polistes dominula (European paper wasp)
Lineage: Eukaryota; Metazoa; Arthropoda; Insecta; Hymenoptera; Vespidae
Source: RefSeq, a predicted model, not a curated record